Mya arenaria is the source of this 3638-nucleotide messenger RNA. Its product is annotated as paired box protein Pax-6-like. Gene Ontology annotation, molecular function: DNA-binding transcription factor activity, RNA polymerase II-specific; RNA polymerase II cis-regulatory region sequence-specific DNA binding. The coding region runs from base 761 to 2182 and encodes 473 amino acids. The record is from RefSeq and is a predicted model, not a curated record. The transcript has 10 exons. NCBI's taxonomy places the organism in Eukaryota, Metazoa, Mollusca, Bivalvia, Myida, Myidae. Gene Ontology annotation, biological process: regulation of transcription by RNA polymerase II; anatomical structure development.
UUGUAAAGAACAUAUUCGGAAAGAUCACCCGAGUGGAAGGAACGUGUUAAGCCUACUCAGAGAGAUUCCAAAAUGAUGCUAGGUUCUAAAGAUCAUGUGCUAUCAGUUCUAAGAGGAUAUGUCAUACAUGGAAACAUCAGUUUAUUGUAGUUGAUUGAGGAUUGUUUAUAAAAUUGAUAAACUUAGACUUAUUUGGAAAAAAAGGUGAUUGCUGCGCAAAAUUAUCUCCCUUCGACCACAGAAAAGGAUUAUCUUAAUUGUAUACAUGCAUUUUAUACAUUAUUGCGGAUAUUAAUAUGUUAAUAAUCACAUAACUUCAUCUUCAUGAAAGAAGACUAUUAAGUGGCAAUAAACAAAGCACGCAAGCUGAUAUAAGAAAGUAGUUAAGGAGAAUUUCCUGAGGUAUUGGAGACCAGAAAGGCAGAUGUCGCGACAUCGGGAAAAGAUAAUGAUGUCAUGAAACAAAACUGACCACAGUGUUCUGUCGUGACCUGCCGUUAGUGACAUGGAAAAACGCAAAAGGGUUCAUUUACGAAUAAGGAUAAUACAUGUAUAAAAAUAAGAAGCUGCUUUUCAAAAGGAUGCAUUAGUAAGCUUCUAAAGUUAUUGGUUAUGUAAAAAUACACGGGUUUUUACAAAAUUGUUUGUUUACGUUUUUAAGCAGAGCGUACGGGUCGGCGCAAGAGAAGAACUAUAGUUGUGUGCGGGGAUUUGAACUCGGGAUUUUGUGAAAGGGCAGCAACAACAACUAUUCGGUCUAAUGACCAUGACGACUAUGGAACACUUGGAUGAAAAACCAUUGGCAAACAGUAAAGAAGACGAAUCCAGUGGUUCUGAAGGUGGAUUAAACAGUCUGAGCAAGAAAUCCAGGUCUAAAAGAGGUCACAGCGGAGUCAACCAGCUCGGAGGGAUGUUUGUCAACGGACGUCCCUUACCAGACUCGACUCGGCAGCGAAUUGUGGAGCUGGCACACAGUGGAGCACGACCAUGCGAUAUUUCUAGAAUCCUCCAGGUGUCUAACGGAUGCGUCAGUAAAAUCCUCGGACGUUAUUAUGAAACGGGUUCAAUUCGGCCACGUGCAAUCGGUGGAAGCAAACCACGUGUUGCAACAAAUGACGUAUGUAGUCACGUGGCUCAAUAUAAGAGAGAAUGUCCCUCUAUAUUUGCCUGGGAAAUAAGGGACAGACUACUUUCUGACGGGGUCUGCAAUCAAGAAAAUAUUCCAAGCGUUUCCUCAAUCAAUAGGGUCCUUCGGAAUCUGGCCACGGAGAAUCAGAAGGUGAUGGGUCAAGGCAGCAUGUACGACAAACUCGGACUCCUGAACGGUCAGGCCUGGGCUCGCCCGAACCCUUGGUACCCCAACAUGGGCAUGCAUGGGAUCAGUGCCCCCACCUACCAUCAGCCCCCGAACGCCCAUCUUAGCAUGGAGAAAAAACACAACGAUGCGAACUCCAGUUCUGAUAGCAACCAUAGUGAUGGUGCAAAGGGUUCCGAAAAUGACGAGCAGAUGAGAAUGAGGCUGAAGCGAAAGCUGCAGCGAAACCGAACCUCAUUCACAGCAUCACAAAUAGAAGCUUUAGAAAAAGAAUUUGAGCGUACGCAUUAUCCAGAUGUCUUUGCGCGAGAGAGAUUGGCGCAAAAAAUAGAUCUCCCUGAAGCAAGAAUACAGGUUUGGUUUUCAAAUCGCCGCGCCAAGUGGCGACGUGAAGAGAAACUGCGCAACCAGCGCAGAGAACCAUCCGGAGGUUCCUCUAGAAUCCAUUCACUGAAUCCCGGCUUCAAUUCUAUGUACCCUUCACUUCAAACCAUCUCGCAGAUGGGAUCUGCAGAACCUUACAGUGCAAUGCCCCCGGUGCAGAAUUACUCCCUCAAUAACACGAUGCCCUCCAACCCCGCCUGUCUUCAGUCCUCUAGCUCCCCCUACUCCUGUAUGAUACCAGACUAUCCAGGACCUCGCAGCUAUGACGCCCUCUCUCUGAGCGCGUACUCGAGAUCUUCGUGCAGUGCGGUGGCAGCUAGUGUUCCCAACCAUGUCACACACAAUUCACAUAACGGUGCGUCCACCGGUUUGAUAUCACCCGGGGUGUCCGUUCCUGUACAAAUCCCGGGGGGUGGGCCGCAGGAUAUGGGGGUCCAUCAUAUGAGUUCCAUGUCGUCACAGUACUGGCCUAGAAUACAAUGAUAAUUAUUGUUUAAAGACGUGUUACUAUAUUAAGUAAUGCAUACAAAAACGCUUGCGCAUGCGCGAAAGAAACAGUGACGUAAUCGUGAUCCAAACGCGAGAAUAUUGUUGGACCUAAACUGUUAUAUAUUAUGGUGUUUUUUGGAGGCAGCAAAUUAGCGACGGGAUAUUUUUUUAAUUUAAAAUAACUGUCGUCGUGGUGAAAAGGACAUGAAGGUGACAUGGCGACAUGCCUUGAAAUGUUGAAGAAAAUGUAGUUGUCAGAUGAAACGUUCUCUGCAGGAAAUAGCGGGGCUCGCUUAACAUGAGGAGGGAGAUGCACUCAAAGAGGACUCAAUAAAUUGAGAAGAGCAAAUAUGACAAGGGAAUAAAAACAUCAAAGUGAAAAAACGAUUUGUGGCAUAAGUUAAGUAAAGAUGGUUUUGUGGUUAGGACCUUUUACUGAAAAACAUCCUAACAUUGGGUUGAGGCUUGUCUUACAGAUGAAAGACUGAACAUGUAUUACACUGACUUAUGUAAUAGUGGUAAAAGCCUUACGAAGGGCAUUUUGUUUGAUAAAUCUUACAAAUAAAAUCUAAGAAAACAGCCCUUCAUUCGGUUUUCGAUCAUUGAAAUCCCUUCUUUUCAAAGACAUUAAUCUGUUAUCACAAGAUGCAUCUCAUGCUUCAUAUUUCUUCUAAAGUACCGGUUAGUUUUAUUACAAUUACUUUUGUUAAUUUUUAUAUCUGCUAUAAUAGUCUCAGGUAUUUGUUGAUUUUGGUGUGUCAUAAUUUUGCGUACUUAUACUCGGGUACUUAAACUAAAAAACAGAAGUAUUCUCUAGUCUUCGUUUUAUUUUAUUUUAAGUACAGGGUGUUUUGAAAACUACCAUCGAAAGGAAUGGAUUAUCCUUAAUUUAUGUGUGCAAAAUUAAUCUUAAGCUGAGGUUCAUUUCAGGCCAGUAUAUUCUACGCUACUAAUUGUUCUUAUACCUUUUUUCAUUGUUUUUACUAAAAUGAUUCAAUAUAUCUAACAAUUUCUUACUCUUAUCGGAUUUGUGACUUUUGUAAAGUUUAUACUGAUAUGAAAAUCAAUGAAGAAAGAAAAACAAUUCCCUACAUCAUGUAUGAAUCAAAUAAAACAUCGUAUAUAAAUUUAAAAUUAAGGCAGAAUAACACUAUCACAAAUUUGUGCUAUGUUCAAUGUGUUCUUUUUAAUGUUGUUGAUUUCUACAUGUGGGUAUCUAAACAUUUUGAGCAUAUACUUUUUUCACAUUUAUCGAUGCUUUUCUUCCAGAUUCAUAUUCAUUGUGCUAUGUUUCAUUAGUUCUGUAAACUUACUUGUUGAAUGUUUGUGAUUAUUUGUAUAUUUGUGUAAUUCCUAUUUUAUUAGGGCUGUUUAACAGUCCUGCAAUUAUAUAUAUAGCCGUUUCUCUUUAAUAUGUAAAACCUGGAAAAUAAAAAAAAAUAUAAACCUA